AUGAAUCACAAGGACGAGUUUGCCCAAAUGACCCGCUGGCUUGAACAAAAGGAGAAAGUAUUACAACAUCAAAAAUAUGUUAGUUGGCGACUUGCUGGUAGCCACGAGUUGGAUCCUUACCAUUCACGCCCACCAGAUAUGACAUUCGGUCAUAAACAAGUCAUGGUGAAACACCCCAGUGCGAAGUCCGUCAGCCUCAAAACACUGGCUAUGGACUAUGGUGCUACUCAUUUUCGAGAUGCUCUUGCAUGCUAUAUUGCUCAGCAGAGUCGAGGAAAUGAUCCCACACCACUUCACGGUCACGCACUUGAUGUACUGGCACAUGACAUCCAUUUUCCAUUCCAUCGACUGCCUGUCUUUCAUAAGAUCAAGUGGUGCUCAGUUGAUGCCCAUGGACAUGGCAAUGCACACGUUACUUUGGACAGUGUCCAUGCAAAACCACGAUGCAAGUUUGGCUCCCAUGUCGUUGCUCGCCAAUCCGAUACAGCUCUAGUGAGGCUGGGUGUGAAUUCGAAGGAUCUUCGAGAAUUCCGUGUCGGUCAAGUUCGAGUGAUUUUCACCUUACCACCAAAGUCCAUCCCACUGCUCUUCCCACCAACAAUCUGUCUUCCUACUCACCUUGCAUAUGUCGAGUGGUUCACACCAUUUUCGCCAGCUCCAGACCGCAAUAGCGGACUAUAUAAAGUCUCGCGUUCACUGCGCAGUGGUGACACCAUGGCUAGUAUUGUGUCGAUCACUGACAUUGAGCGCAGUGUUCAUCUUAUACCGAGGUUCGGUGUUAUGGCCCAAUGA
Molecule: messenger RNA, 792 nt
Organism: Suillus fuscotomentosus
Lineage: Eukaryota; Fungi; Basidiomycota; Agaricomycetes; Boletales; Suillaceae
Exons: 2
Coding region: 1-792 (263 amino acids)
Source: RefSeq, a predicted model, not a curated record